AGUGAUGUCAAAUAUCGUCUGUCAAGAAUCAAGAUUAUUGAUAUUUUGCUAGCGAUGGUAAUCAAGAAGUGAAAAAUUUUGCUUUAGAGUUCUAAUUGCACAAGAAACGAAAACUUAAGUAUUUGCCCAAGCUUUCCCAGUGAACAUUUUGCAUAUUAGUUGGAGUAAAAAUGUAUGCAAAAAAUAUCUUAGUCGUAUGCUUUUUAAUUUACCUCGGCUCUGCAUCUGGUUCGUAUGAUGAUAAGAGAUGCAAAUGUGUGUGCCCUCGUCCAGCUGCAGUAUUAAAUAAUACUGUAGAUUCAGAUCGUACACUUUACAUUGGUAAUGUGCCACCAAAUAAAUGCAACUGUGAUGGUAUCAUUCUUCCAAAAGUCGGCGAAUUGAUCAAAGGUAGAGAACAAGAAUUUUGCCCUCGGUGUGAAUGUAUCUAUGAGAACAGAAACACAACAAUAAUUCAGGUUGUUGUAAUAAUAGUUGUGUGGGUCAUCAUGCUACUUGUGGCAUAUAUGGGAUUUCUGAUCUGCCUCGACCCACUGAUCAACAAGAGAGCGAAAGCAUCAUACCAAGAACAUACCAAUGAAGAUGAUGAGAGUGCUAUCAGUGGACCAUCCCAACAAUCAGGACCACGCGGUAAUGUUCUCAACCGAGUUACUCACCAGCAAGACAAGUGGAAACGCCAAGUGCGUGAGCAACGACGCAACAUAUAUGAUAGACAUACUAUGUUGAACUAGGGCACGGUUGUCUAAUCUAAAUUUUAAUCUAUACCAUAUAACAAACAUUACGCAUGAACUUCACUGAAGUAUAUAAUAAGAAUUCAUAAGUAAAAAUUAUCUGCAUGCAUAUGUUAACAUGUUAAUGUUUCAUACUUAUCAUUUGAUCACCUGAUCUCAAAAAAAUUGCAGAUAGGCAGCUCAAUUCUAUAACACAAUCUAUGUUGUACCGCAAUGUCAAAUCCAGUCAGAAAAAUGUAUACCAAUCCAAUGAAAUAUUAUUGUAUUUUGUUAUUUGUAUAUAAAGCUUUAUCUAACAGUGUCUCAAUUUAUAUAAUUGUUAAUCGAUAUUAAUAAACA
Zerene cesonia (dogface butterfly) is the source of this 1070-nucleotide messenger RNA. RefSeq lists its product as uncharacterized. Gene Ontology annotation, cellular component: lysosomal membrane. Lineage: Eukaryota; Metazoa; Arthropoda; Insecta; Lepidoptera; Pieridae. The coding region runs from base 171 to 731 and encodes 186 amino acids. The record is from RefSeq and is a predicted model, not a curated record. The transcript is spliced from 5 exons.